Messenger RNA from Ipomoea nil (Japanese morning glory), 1973 nucleotides. Its product is annotated as histone acetyltransferase GCN5-like. The transcript is spliced from 13 exons. Gene Ontology annotation, molecular function: histone H3 acetyltransferase activity; protein binding. The record is from RefSeq and is a predicted model, not a curated record. Lineage: Eukaryota; Viridiplantae; Streptophyta; Magnoliopsida; Solanales; Convolvulaceae. Gene Ontology annotation, cellular component: histone acetyltransferase complex. Gene Ontology annotation, biological process: positive regulation of transcription by RNA polymerase II; chromatin remodeling. The coding region runs from base 205 to 1791 and encodes 528 amino acids.
AAUAGUUAGUUGGUUAAUAUAAAACGGCAACGGUCUCUGAUCUGAUGAGAUGAGCGACUGAUUGUCGCGGCAUUGACCUCCUUCCGGUCACCACUGUCUGAAGUAUCACCAUUUCCUUCUUUCUGAAUCUAAAUCUACCCGAAAGGCAAAACCCUAAUUUGCAAGUUGAUUUUUGAAUCGGAAGCUAGGCACAGCUAGUCUGGUAUGGACACGCAUUCUUCCCACCUAACAGCGCCACUCCGUUCAAGGAGCUCACAGUCUCCAUCGCCGUCACACUCCGCGUCGGCCUCCGCGACGUCAUCUAUCCACAAGCGCAAGCGCGCGUCUGACGCACGUGACGGUGCGCUGACCUCCAAUGAUGACUUGGAGAGCAUCAGCGCUCGGGGCGCUGACUCCGACUCCGAAGACGAAUCCGAGGAAGUCGCCGACGACGAUGAGGAGGAGUAUGAUGAUUCUUCAAUGCGCACUUUCACGGCCUCACGGUUGGAGAACAGCGUGGCGCCAUUAGCUAGGAAUACUAAGCUCAAGACGGAGAAUUCUGUGAAAGUUGAGCCUGUUCAGGUGGCAAAAGACACCGGAAGUGGUGGUUCCGCUAAUUCCGGGGCUCCACCACCUGCUGCUUCUGUUUCAGGUGUCGUGGUCAAGGAUGAAACUAUGAAGAAUAUUUUUACUGAAAACUUACAGACAAGUGGGGCUUACAUUGCAAGGGAAGAGAGCUUAAAGAGAGAGGAGGAAGCAGGAAGACUCAAGUUUGUAUGUGUUUCAAAUGAUGGUAUCGAUGAGCACAUGGUUUGGUUGAUAGGAUUGAAGAACAUAUUUGCCAGGCAAUUACCUAACAUGCCUAAGGAAUACAUAGUUCGUCUUGUAAUGGACAGAAAUCAUAAAUCUGUGAUGGUCAUUAGACGUAAUCUGGUGGUUGGUGGAAUAACAUACCGUCCUUAUGUAAGCCAGAAGUUUGGGGAGAUAGCGUUCUGUGCUAUUACUGCAGAUGAGCAAGUUAGGGGCUAUGGCACCAGACUUAUGAACCACUUAAAACAGUUUGCACGUGAUGAUGAUGGCCUAACGCACUUUCUCACAUAUGCUGACAAUAAUGCUGUUGGUUACUUUGUCAAACAGGGGUUUACAAAGGAGAUAUAUUUGGAGAAAGAACGUUGGCAAGGGUACAUUAAAGAUUACGAUGGAGGAAUACUUAUGGAAUGCAAAAUAGAUCCAAAGCUUCCUUAUACUGAUUUAUCUACCAUGAUACGCCGUCAGAGGCAGGCAAUUGAUGAAAAGAUACGAGAACUUUCAAAUUGUCACAUUGUCUACCAAGGAAUUGAUUUUCACAAGAAGGAAGCAGGUAUUCCCAAAAAAGCCUUCAAGGUGGAGGAUAUUGCUGGUUUAAGAGAAGCUGGGUGGACCAUUGAUCAAUAUGGUUAUUCUCGGUUUAAAACAAUGAACUCGUUGUCGGAUCAGAAGUCAUUGACAGCAUUCAUGCGCUCACUUGUAAAGGCUAUGCAUGACCAUCCUGAUGCUUGGCCAUUCAAGGAACCAGUCGAUCCACGGGAUGUCCCUGAUUAUUAUGAGAUCAUCAAGGAUGCAAUGGAUUUGAAAACGAUGUCAAAGCGGGUUGAGUCAGAGCUGUACUAUGUCACGUUUGACAUGUUUGUUGCGGAUGUGAGGAGGAUGUUUAACAAUGCUCGCACCUACAAUUCUCCCGAAACCAUUUACUAUAAAUGUGCAACCAGGCUGGAAUCACAUUUCUCAAACAAAGUUCAAGCUGGUCUACAGUCUAGUGUUAAAAUUCAAUAGUGGACAGACUUUAUUGCCCCGCUUUCUAAUUUAUUCAACUUAAGUGUUUCCAUAAUUAUGAUCCAAGUUACUGGCAGAAGUAUACACUCUGUAUAGUCUGUACUCUAAGGGAGCCAGGAGCGUUUCGUUCACGGAAUGUAAUGUAAGAUUACUUGGUUGGUAAUAGGGUUAUUUUGAUCUUA